AUGUUUAAGAAGUUUUUACAGCUGUUUGUUUUUCAUUUGGCUCUGACUGAAAUUGUUCUCAGCGGGAAUGUGCUAAUUUGGCCUACAGACUGCAGCCAUUGGUUAAAUAUUAAGAUCCUUCUUGAAGAGCUGAUUCAAAGAAAUCACAGUGUGACUGUACUGACUUCAUCAACAACUUUAUUCAUCAACUCCACUCCUGAUGCCUUCUUGCAUUUUGAAGAGAUUCCGGUUUCCUAUAAAAAAAGCAACUUAGAGGAAAUAAUUGAGCAUAUGAUCGCACUGUGGCUAAACCACAGACCGACACCUCUCACAAUGUGGACUUUCUACAAAGAACUGGGAAAGCUCUUUGAUGCCUUCUACAAAAUUAAUACGCAAAUCUGUGAUGGUGUGUUAAACAAACCCACGCUAAUGGCAAAACUUCAAAAGGCUAGCUUCGAUGUGUUGAUAGCUGAUCCAGUAACCAUCUGUGGAGACCUGGUGGCCCUGAAAUUGGGAAUUCCGUUUGUGUACACAAUGCGCUUCUCUCCAGCCUUUACAGUGGAGAGGCACUGUGGGAAAAUUCCUUCACUGUUCUCUUACGUACCUGCAGCCUUGUCAGAGCUCAGUGACCAGAUGUCCUUUGGUGAAAGGGUUAAGAACACCCUAUCUUAUUCUCUACAAGACUUUAUAUUUAAGUCCUACUGGGGAGGAUGGAAUUCCUACUACAGCAGAGUUCUGG
Messenger RNA from Psammomys obesus (fat sand rat), 718 nucleotides. RefSeq names its product UDP-glucuronosyltransferase 2A2-like. NCBI's taxonomy places the organism in Eukaryota, Metazoa, Chordata, Mammalia, Rodentia, Muridae. Gene Ontology annotation, molecular function: UDP-glycosyltransferase activity. The transcript has a single exon. The record is from RefSeq and is a predicted model, not a curated record. The annotation marks the transcript as partial.